Arvicanthis niloticus (Nile rat) is the source of this 2631-nucleotide messenger RNA. Its product is annotated as aldo-keto reductase family 7 member A3. NCBI's taxonomy places the organism in Eukaryota, Metazoa, Chordata, Mammalia, Rodentia, Muridae. The record is from RefSeq and is a predicted model, not a curated record. Gene Ontology annotation, molecular function: oxidoreductase activity.
GCCACCUCCACCGCGGUCAUCAUGUCGCAGGCCCGGCCUGCUACAGUGCUAGGUGCCAUGGAGAUGGGGCGCCGCAUGGACGUGACCUCCAGCGCCGCGUCGGUGCAGGCCUUCCUGCAGCGCGGCUACAACGAGAUAGACACCGCCUUCCUGUAUACGGACGGUCAGUCCGAGACUAUCCUAGGCGGCCUGGGGCUCGGGCUGGGCCGGAGCGGCUGCAAAGUAAAAAUUGCCACCAAGGCUGCUCCCAUGUUUGGGAAGACAUUGAAGCCUGCUGAUGUUCGGUUCCAGCUGGAGACGUCACUGAAGCGGCUGCAGUGUCCCCGGGUGGACCUCUUCUACUUACACAUACCUGACCACAACACUCCUAUAGAGGACACACUGCAGGCCUAUCACCAGCUGCAUCAGGAGGGCAAGUUUGUGGAGCUUGGUCUGUCCAACUAUGCUUCCUGGGAAGUGGCUGAGAUCUGUACCCUCUGCAAGAAAAAUGGCUGGAUCAUGCCAACUGUGUACCAGGGCAUGUACAAUGCCACCACUCGGCAGGUGGAGACUGAGCUCCUCCCCUGCCUCAGACACUUCGGACUGAGGUUCUACGCCUACAACCCUUUGGCUGGGGGCCUGCUGACUGGCAGAUACAAAUACCAGGAUAAGGACAGGAAGAAUCCUGAAAGCCGAUUCUUUGGGCAUCAGUUUUCCCAGAUAUACAGGGACCGCUACUGGAAGGAGGAACACUUCAAUGGCAUCGCCUUGGUGGAGAAGGCUCUGAAGUCUACCUAUGGCACCUCUGCCCCCAGUAUGAUCUCAGCUGCCCUGCGGUGGAUGUACCAUCACUCACAGCUCAAGGGCGCUCAUGGGGAUGCAGUCAUCCUGGGCAUGUCCAGUCUGGAGCAACUGGAGCAGAACUUGGCCUUCGUUGAGGAAGGGCCCCUGGAGCCGGCGGUCGUGAAAGCCUUUGACCAAGCCUGGAACCUGGUUGCCCAUGAGUGUCCCAACUACUUCCGCUAAGAUGCAUCUGAUUUGGGAGGUGCAGCUUACAGGCUGUCCCUCCUUGUCCUGGACUAGAUCUGAUUCGGUUGUUCUUUCCCUCUCCCUGCUGACUUCCUAUACACCCAGUUGCCUUCAAUGUCAGAGCUGGCUGAGCCCCAAUACUUCCUGUUGAAUAAAACUGUUAUCUGUCACGGCUGUAGCCCAGGCUACAGCAGACCUGGUGGCCUUCUCUUGAAUGCCUGAGGCUUGCCUCCUUUUUCUUCUGAGGGCCCAAUGGAGAUGGGCAGGAGUAUGCCUGGUCUUUAGAGAGCAGGGGCUUGGCAGUGGCACAACGCUUCCCUCAGAAAAACUGCCAGGUUCUAUCUGGCACCAGAUUCAUACUUUCCUCCCGACUGUGGAGUCCCAUGGCAGUGGACAGCAGCUAGGUGCUCUCCGCUCCAACGCUCAUUUGCCUAAGACAUCAGAUUACACAAGUUGAAGGCUAUGCACUUUAAACAACCAUCCUCCACUCAGGACACAGGCAACAAGAAGCUGAAAGGCCACCUGGUAAGCCAAGGCUCUUCCCCAGGGUCAACAGAGCAGGAGGCAGGAGCUUGGCCUAAGUAAAAACAGACCCCAAGGAAGGCAGUGAGUACUAAGGAGUAGGGCUGGGGCAUCUCUCUGGUCCCUUGGAUUUUGAGACAAUGUGCCUAUGUAGCCCUGUCUUGAAUUCUGUCCCCCAAGUGCAGCAUUAAAGAUGUGAGACAUCACCAACUGGCCUUUUCAAGAUAGGAUGCCAUACAUUCUAGGCUGGCCUUGAACUAUGUAUCAGGCCCCCUUGUCUCUAGUUCCCAAUUUCUGGUGUAUAUUACCAAGCCUGCCUUUUUUCAACCUCAUAGUUGAUUGGUAUCAAACUUUUUUUUCCUUGAGACAGGCUCUAUGUAGCCAUGGGUGGCCUCCUAUUCAGAAACAGGCCUGCUCCAGCCUCCCCAGCGGUAGGACUAAAAGGGGUAUGCUGUUAUAUCGGGCUUGACCUCAAACUUCCAAUCCUACCUCAGCCUCCUGAGGUGCUGGGUUUCCAGGCAUGAUCAUAUUGGCUUCUCCUGUUUUUUGUUUAUUUUUUUUUUGGGGGGGAGGGGGCAUGAUCAUGAAGACCUAAGGCCCGUCUCAUUCAGUCUUGCUAUUCACCACACACAACCCUCCUCUAGGGUAGAGGUCAGGAACCCUGAGAAUUUUCUGACCCACAGGCCCAACAACAUCAUCACAGUUUCUGUGUUGCUGCUAGGAGAACCUGCCGGCCUUAAGCAUGGUUUCUGAUAAAGGCAAACGCUUUACCACUGACUUGUAUAGUUCUAGCCUUCUGUGGUAUAUGGCUCCUAGCCAGCCAGGUGUGGUAGCACUUGAGGACCAGAGGCCAGAGAACUGCUUCAAGUUCAAGACCAGCUUGUGCUUCAAUGAGAGCCUAAACAACCGCCUGUUCCCAAUUCCGACAGUAGCCUCCCCCUGCCUGAGUGGCAAGCCUGUGUUCCUGGCAUGUCAGUCUGAGCCCUGGCUGGCAUGUUUAUGUAUUAAGUGAUGAAGCUGUCAGAGAAUUAGCCUUCUUCAGCAAACCCACUGCAAGCAAAGGGCCAGAGGGGAACCCAACUCCGGGAGUGUUCUCAGCUA